Molecule: messenger RNA, 1410 nt
Organism: Xenopus tropicalis (tropical clawed frog)
Lineage: Eukaryota; Metazoa; Chordata; Amphibia; Anura; Pipidae
Gene: gjb1
Product: gap junction protein beta 1
Exons: 2
Coding region: 167-961 (264 amino acids)
Biological process (GO): transmembrane transport; cell communication
Cellular component (GO): plasma membrane; gap junction; connexin complex
Source: RefSeq, a predicted model, not a curated record
GGGGUAUAAAGGUCCGGAAAGAAAUGCAGAGUCAAAUGAACAAGAGCUAGCAAAGCAGAUCCCAGCUGAGAUUUAGUGCCUGGGUGCAUGCCCAGUGACUAUCCUGUGCCUGCUUUCCAUUCCUACUACAUAUUUUGUGGAACACAACUGAGUACAGCAAAACACAAUGAAUUGGGCAGGAUUAUAUGCCAUCCUGAGUGGCGUAAACCGCCACUCUACUUCAAUUGGACGCAUAUGGCUCUCAGUGGUCUUCAUCUUUCGCAUCAUGGUCCUCGUGGUGGCUGCAGAAAGUGUAUGGGGGGAUGAGAAGUCUGCGUUUACGUGCAACACACAACAGCCUGGUUGCAACAGUGUAUGCUAUGAUCACUUCUUCCCCAUCUCCCAUAUCCGUCUGUGGGCCCUUCAGCUCAUUAUUGUGUCCACCCCUGCCCUUCUUGUGGCCAUGCAUGUGGCUCACCUACAGCACCAAGAGAAGAAGGAACUACGUAUGACCGGCCAUGUGAAGGACCAGGAGCUGGCAGAAGUGAAGAAACACAAAGUCAAGAUCUCCGGCACCUUGUGGUGGACCUACAUCAUUAGUGUUUUCUUCAGAAUCAUAUUUGAGGCAGCAUUUAUGUACCUCUUCUACCUCAUCUACCCCGGUUACUCCAUGAUCCGUCUUGUUAAGUGCGAUGCCUAUCCCUGCCCCAACACUGUUGAUUGUUUUGUUUCUCGUCCCACGGAGAAGACCAUAUUCACAGUCUUUAUGCUCGUUGCCUCUGGAUUCUGCAUCUUUCUGAAUGUUGCUGAGAUAGUCUUCCUCAUUGCCCAGGCCUGCUCCCGCAAAGUCCAUCGCAGACAUUCUGACAGCAUCAGCAAGGAGCAUCAACAGAAUGAAAUGAACUUACUGAUAACGGGAGGUAGUCUCAUGAAACGGUCCCCUGGGGGGCAGGAGAAAGGAGAUCACUGUUCUACUUCCUAGAGGAUAUAACGCUCAUGGCUGCCUGAUAGGACAUGAUGGAGAGGGCAGCCCUGGGAUCAUACAGCUGCAAAAGCAAAGAUGAGAUUUUGGGGUUAGUUACAAGACUUGAACAGGAGCAGAGUAAACAAAACGUGGCAAGAAAAGGAAGGAAAAAAGAAAAAAUUAUUUAAGAUUGCAAUAUUUGCACAAGAAGAGUGACUUUGCCAUUACAGCUGUGUUACUGUUGGCAGGUGCCCGAGACAAAGUGUCUGUUUUGGCACAGUCACUCCCUCGAUUGCCAAGUGUUUGUUAAUGUGCCAGUCUGCACCGGCACCUCUUGUAGUAUUCUUUGUUAAGGGUGGGGUGGGGUGGGAAGGCAUGUAUUAGAGAAGGGUUUCUACUGCCAUAAACUGAUGUUAAUGUUUUAAUAUUUGCAAUUUAUUUUAAAUAAAACUUGAUUUUUAAGGCAA